Molecule: messenger RNA, 897 nt
Organism: Cimex lectularius (bed bug)
Lineage: Eukaryota; Metazoa; Arthropoda; Insecta; Hemiptera; Cimicidae
Product: retinal homeobox protein Rx1-like
Exons: 4
Coding region: 31-867 (278 amino acids)
Biological process (GO): positive regulation of transcription by RNA polymerase II
Molecular function (GO): DNA-binding transcription factor activity, RNA polymerase II-specific; RNA polymerase II cis-regulatory region sequence-specific DNA binding
Source: RefSeq, a predicted model, not a curated record
CAGGCAUGGUGAACGGCGAACAAAUCAGUCAUGGACACGGAUAGUGAGGAAGAGUUCACCAAAGGGCCGAGGGCCCAUUUCGAAAUGCUUCUGACACAGCAUAGGACCGCAGCCAAACCACCGCCGAAACACCACACCAUAGACGCCAUCCUAGGUCUAUCCCAAGAUUCCCAGGACAAACGCUCGCCAAAUAUGCCAAACCUCUUCGGGAGCGGUUUCCUGACAAUCUCGUACGAAAAGUUCCCUAGUGUCAAAGGCCGAGUGGAACAAGGCUCAUGUCGAUCCGUGAACGAGUUGAGAUCCACCUCCGGUGAGGAUGGCGAGGACGAGCACGGCAACUCCUCCGUCGGCCCUGAUAAGAAAAAACACCGCAGGAACCGAACGACAUUCACCACUUACCAGCUGCACGAAUUAGAAAGGGCGUUCGAGAAAAGUCACUAUCCGGACGUUUACAGCAGGGAAGAACUCGCCAUGAAAGUCAACCUACCGGAAGUUAGAGUACAAGUCUGGUUCCAGAACAGAAGGGCGAAAUGGAGACGACAGGAGAAGAUGGAGGCGGCGCGGAUGGGGCUGAAUGAGUUCCACCAGCCUGGUGUAGGAGGGAGGGUCGGAGGGCCGUCUCUCUCCCUCCCGGUAGAUCCUUGGUUAGCACCUCCGAUCUUGACCGCCCUCCCGGGAUUCCUGGCACACCCGCACACCGGCUACCCGAGCUACCUGACGCCACCGGUGCCGACUCCGGAGCCGCCCUCGACGCCUCCCAGCUCGCCGCAUUCCUCUCCCGACCUCAGGACGACCUCAAUCGCCGCAUUGAGACUCAAAGCGAAAGAACACGUCGAAUCGAUGACAAAAGGACUUCAAAUUACUUAAAACUCGUUUUUAGCUUCGUUUUUCUUUUCU